CUUUCUCUAAUUAGUAAACUCGUAAAACUUAUCGAAGGACGGUGGUGUAAGUUCCCGUCGCAAAAAUAUUUCACAAUGGAGUCCCCAAACAUCAACAGAGAUGCUGUUUUAAAAUCUUUAUCUCUCAAUGAGACAAACUCUGAAGGUCAGCCCAGAAAAAGGCGAAGACUUGAUAAUUUAACAGCUGAAGAACGAGCUCUUCGAAGGAAAUUAAAAAACCGUGUAGCAGCACAAACUGCUCGCGACCGAAAAAAGGCGAGAAUGCAAGACUUAGAAGAUGCGGUCGAACGGUUAGAACGAGAGAACAAGGCUCUUCGAGAAAACAACAAAAGCUUACAGAAAAAAACAGACUCCCUUUCGACAGAGAACUCAGAACUGAGAAUUCGCCUUGGUUUGACCCCACCAGUUUCACCAGAAUCAUCUUCAUGUUCAGUCUCAUUACCACCAAGCCCAGAACCACACAACAUAGACGAUUAUCAAAACGACUGGGUUGUGAUCAAAAAGGAAGCAGAAUCUAAAGAGUUUGCAGCGCUCACAGCUUCUCAGCAGCAGAAGAAUCUGAUUCUGUUUCUUUUAGUGAUCACGACUUGGCUAAGGAUCAAUACCAGUCUCAGUUGUUUGUUGGUCUGUUUGAAGAUGAUGAGUCCAGUGAUGAUGAAAACUCUGACCUCCUCCAGCCAAAGCAAGAAGACAAGUCUAUCCCAUCCUGUUGUCAUGGAGACACAACUACAGGAAAAACCUUCAGAAUCAAGACAGUUAGAGACCAAGAGGUCCAAGCCCUCCCACAAGGAAUUGAUGGUUUGGUGGGGCAAGCAAGUGAAUCCAUUGAAUCCAUUGACGAGAUUCUAGGUUACAAGGAUCUGUCCGCAGAACUUGAUAGUCUUGAUGUUGAACCUGGAACCCUUGGUGACAGCGGAAUUAGUGUGUGGGAGGAAUCUUUCACUGAUCUCUUCCCUUCCCUUCUUGCAGUUUAAUUAAUGAUAUUUAUUCAAAAUGUCUAAUUCAUAAGUUAGGCACCUGAAUUUGUUAGGUUGUCGUACAGUAUGAAACCAUGCUUCCUCGCCAGAGGAGUUUUCAAAAUUAUCCCUCAAAAUUGGACAAAGACAAAGCCGUAGUCUGAAAAAGCUUGUCUGAAAGAAAUUCACAAUAAUUAUUAUUGCAGAAAUUCUCUUGGUAAACGAGAAGAGUGAAGCUAUAUAUUUCUAACAGAAGGAAAUAUCUGUUAUAGUAAACAGGUUUAUUUUUCUAACAAAACUUGGCCUUGUUAUCUUGUCCCACUUGAUAGCAUACAAAAAAAGCCAACAUUAAGAAACCUAGUUGGAUUUGUUCUGCAACUAGGCAACCAUCUACCAGUUAAAUCUACUUGUGAUACAUAAGGAAACACCUUGUAUUACAUAUCUUAGAUUCUGAUUGAAUAUCUUUGGAUCAAGAUACUGGUAGAUCAGGCAGCAGUCAAGUGGGCUGCAGAUUGGAAUCGAAUAUAAAUGGAAAAAAAGAGUGCUCUUCAGAAAGAAAAGACAUUUGUAAAUACUUACAAUAGAAUAGAAUUAAAAUCAGUAAAAGUAGAAUGCUUAAUUAUUAAUAUUACAUAAUAAAUCAAGAGCUAGGAUCAGUACCAUUAAAUUAUAUUUUGAACUUGGUUGCUGGAGCUCUGUAAUCCAACAAAAUCAUAAACCAAUAUAAUCAUUAAUUGUCAAUAUAAUCAUGAUUCAUAAUCAUACAAAUUAAAUACAAAUGAUCCAUAAAUGGGGUCCAUAAAUAAUCAGUGAAAGAUUCCUCUUGGGUUAAAAAUGAGUAAAUGUUUGUGUUGUGGGAAAACGUCAAUAAAGGAUUUAAGGUUCAACUCUA
This is a messenger RNA of Actinia tenebrosa (Australian red waratah sea anemone), 1848 nucleotides long. RefSeq lists its product as uncharacterized. Gene Ontology annotation, cellular component: nucleus. Gene Ontology annotation, biological process: regulation of DNA-templated transcription. Lineage: Eukaryota; Metazoa; Cnidaria; Anthozoa; Actiniaria; Actiniidae. The record is from RefSeq and is a predicted model, not a curated record. Gene Ontology annotation, molecular function: RNA polymerase II transcription regulatory region sequence-specific DNA binding; DNA-binding transcription factor activity, RNA polymerase II-specific.